AUCGCAAUGAAAGCAUGGCAGCCUACAGCGUCACAUUUUCCACCGGAAUUGUGUGCUUGUAGCAGCUGUGCUUUACUGACGUGAUUUUAUCGCUCGAUCGACGCCUGCAAGGAUGUCCUCGUUCGCGAAAGCAGCGAAGGCUGGCCAAAGAAUACACAAAGAGCGACAGCAGCCCGAGGCCAGGCGUCACCUGGGUGUACUAGAGAAAAAGAAGGACUACAAGCUCAGAGCAAGGGACUACCAGAAUAAACAGAAACGACUAAAGCGACUACGCCAGCGAGCACUCACUAGAAAUCCGGAUGAAUUUUACUUUCAUAUGGUCAACGCCAAGCUCGAUGGAGGCGAACACCACGACAAAGUGAAAGGUCAAGAGUUCACACCAGCACAGCUCAAGCUUAUGCAGACACAAGAUGUGAACUACGUCACCGCAAAGCGUGUGUCCGAAGCAAAGAAAAUAGAGAGACUUCAAGCAAACCUCCACCUUCUCGAUGAUAGCAGUGGGCGAGUAAAAACUCACACAUUUUUCGUGGACUCCAAGAAAGAAGCUCAGACCUUUGAUUUUGCCAAGAAGCUGGAAACUCACCCGUCUCUGUUGGGCCGAGCCUUCAAUCGACCCAAACUCGAAACUCUUCACAAGGAAUCCAUUGCUGAUAUUCCAGAGGAUGUGAUCAAGGCAACAACACAUGAAAUGAAGAAAAGCUAUCGAGAGUUGACCAAGCGACUGGAGAGGCAGAAAGAGCUCACGGUGGUUGAGCAGAAAAUGGUCUUGAAGAAGAAGCUUCUCGACAAAAAGAACCCACCUGUGAAAAAAGUCAGGGAAGGUACAAAGGACUCUGCACCAGUCUACUUGUGGAAAAAGGAAAGAAAGCGAUGAGAGCCCAGUACCAGGUUGCAUUGUGCAUAGCAUAAUGCACCCACACAAGAAAAGGCAAGGAAAGUGGAUGGCAUGGGCAAAGCCAAAUUCUCACUUUCCUGCGGUUUCACAGCUCUUCAACUGACUGCAGGGUGUGCGUGUGCAGUUAUUUCUACGGUGAAAUAAAAAUAUUUUUGUUUCA
This is a messenger RNA of Dermacentor albipictus, 1055 nucleotides long. Its product is annotated as probable U3 small nucleolar RNA-associated protein 11. Gene Ontology annotation, biological process: rRNA processing. NCBI's taxonomy places the organism in Eukaryota, Metazoa, Arthropoda, Arachnida, Ixodida, Ixodidae. Gene Ontology annotation, cellular component: small-subunit processome; nucleolus. The record is from RefSeq and is a predicted model, not a curated record.